AUGAGCAGAAGCCAGACAGAGGGAAACCGGGUGCUGGAGUCAUCAGUCAGAGAGGCCGCUCGGCCGGCAGGUGCCCUGUUAGAACCAGCACGCGGGCGACGUGCCCAGCCAGAACCAGCACACAGGCAACAUGCCAGCCAGAACCAGCACGCGGGCGACGUGCCCAGCCAGAACCAGCAUGCGGGUGACGUGCCCAGCCAGAACCAGCACGGGGGCGACGUGCCACACAGGCAACAUGCCAGCCAGAACCAGCACGCGGGCGACGUGCCCAGCCAGAACCAGCAUGCGGGCAAUGAACUCCUGCACCCUGCAGUGCCCGUGACUCUGCGCAACGACCUGCCAGCCUUGCAUGCAGCCAGGCGCCUCUUCUGUGUCCCAGGGCGCGUCACCUGCACCCGCAGCCUCCUGCCGGACCACACCCAGACCUCACACCACGCCCGCUGGCAGAUGGAGAUUAGUGGCGGCAUCUGCUCUCGGGUUGUCAUGACGAUGAGAUCGUUAGCGCCGGGCACGAAGCGGCUGCCCCAGGCCCUGAUCGUGGGCGUGAAGAAGGGCGGCACGCGCGCCGUGCUGGAGUUCAUCCGCGUGCACCCGGACGUGCGGGCCUUGGGCACCGAGCCCCACUUCUUCGACAGGAACUACGGGCGCGGGCUGGACUGGUACAGGAGCCUCAUGCCCCGCACGCUGGAGAGCCAGAUCACGCUGGAGAAGACGCCCAGCUACUUCGUCACCCAGGAGGCCCCUCGGCGGAUCUUCAACAUGUCCCGGGACACCAAGCUGAUCGUGGUGGUGCGCAACCCGGUGACCCGCGCCAUCUCCGACUACACCCAGACGCUGUCCAAGAAGCCCGACAUCCCCACCUUCGAGGGCCUGUCCUUCCGGAACCGCACGCUGGGCCUGGUGGACGUGUCCUGGAACGCCAUCCGCAUCGGCCUGUACGCGCUGCACCUGGAGGGCUGGCUGCGCUACUUCCCCCGCGCGCAGAUCCACUUCGUGAGUGGCGAGCGGCUCAUCACCGACCCCGCGGGCGAGAUGGGGCGGGUGCAGGACUUCCUGGGCCUCCGCAGGUUCCUCACCGACAAGCACUUCUACUUCAACAAGACCAAGGGCUUCCCCUGCCUGAAAAGGACGGAGGCGAGCCUCCUGCCGCGGUGUCUGGGCAAGUCCAAGGGCAGGGCUCACGUGCAGAUCGACCCCGAGGUCAUAGACCAGCUGCGGGAGUUCUAUAGACCUCACAACAUUAAGUUCUAUGAGACGGUCGGGCAGGACUUCCGGUGGGAAUAGGCCUCCGACAGGCCAGGUCUCUGUGGGUCUGUGCCACGGGUUUGUUCUGGGGGCCUGUGACCCCCUCCCCCAGCAGAGCUGGGCUCCAGCGCCUUCCCCAGCUGGGACUCCAUCAUCCUGGAACCAGGGAGCCCAGCCCGGGCGAAGGGUCGGGGGCCCUGCCGCUAGCUCUCCCCCGUCUGCCCAGGCCACACUGACCUGCUUCUGGCACGUCCAGCCAAUUCCGAAUCACUGCCCUCCGGCCCGUAGGCCGCCUCGGGAAGUUGCUUUCGGAAGAGUGGAUCUUCCCGUUCUGCUCGCUGUUACCUGUGGUGAUGGCUCUGUUGCUGUGAGCACAGCGGUCUGUCCUUGUCACUGUCCCCCCCAGAGUGAGCUUGCUAAUUCUGUGUGUCAUGUAUUUCCCUCUGAGCUUUCCUCUCCCUGGCUGGUGACAUGGGGCACCGUCCUCAUCCUCCCGCCCUUAGCAGCUCAUCAAGAGACGCAGAGCGGAUGCGCCCCCUGGCCACUGCGAGGAGACGGACCCUCUGAUGAGGGAAUAAACCGGAGCUUUCUAAGGCUGAGGCCUCAGCCCUGCUCGAAGGAGGCAGGCUUCGAAGAACGCUUGGUGACUCUCCCUGCUCCCUGUGGACAAAAGCACAUAAUUCUGCUGUUACGGGUACUUGCCUCACGCGAGCUUUCAUGUUCAGCAUGCAACAGAACAUGCUUGUCCAUGUGAAAUAAAUAUGGCUCCCUUGUG
Messenger RNA from Myotis davidii, 2020 nucleotides. It is a transcript of the gene HS3ST2, whose product is annotated as heparan sulfate-glucosamine 3-sulfotransferase 2. NCBI's taxonomy places the organism in Eukaryota, Metazoa, Chordata, Mammalia, Chiroptera, Vespertilionidae. Gene Ontology annotation, molecular function: [heparan sulfate]-glucosamine 3-sulfotransferase activity. The transcript is spliced from 6 exons. Bases 1 to 1284 code for a protein of 427 amino acids. The record is from RefSeq and is a predicted model, not a curated record.